Molecule: messenger RNA, 7393 nt
Organism: Lampris incognitus (smalleye Pacific opah)
Lineage: Eukaryota; Metazoa; Chordata; Actinopteri; Lampriformes; Lampridae
Gene: cacna1c
Product: calcium channel, voltage-dependent, L type, alpha 1C subunit
Exons: 54
Coding region: 1-6963 (2320 amino acids)
Biological process (GO): calcium ion import across plasma membrane
Cellular component (GO): voltage-gated calcium channel complex; membrane
Molecular function (GO): high voltage-gated calcium channel activity
Source: RefSeq, a predicted model, not a curated record
AUGGUAAAUGAAAGCAAAAACAUGUACAUCCCGGAGGACACCCUUGAGAACCAUCAAGGCUCGGACUACUCUCCCCCACCCCCUCUGCCUCCCCCUCCUCCCCCCAACCUGACCAAUGAACACAGCAGUGGAGACCGUGGAGGAGGAGGAGGGGGCGCCAUCAACCAUGGGGUGGGCGUGGUCGGCCUGGCCCCAGAGCACAUCCCCACGCCGGGUGCAGCCCUGACCUGGCAGGCGGCCAUCGACGCCGCACGGCAGGCCAAAAUGAUGGGCAAUGCAGCUUCAGGUGGAGGGGCGGGGCUAGCGUCGGGAGGGGGCGGGCCCAUCUCCACGGCCAGCUCCACGCAGAGGAAGAGGCAGCACUACAGCUCCAAGCCCAAGAAACAGACCACGACGGCGGCCACACGGCCACCUCGUGCCCUCCUCUGCCUCACGCUCAAGAACCCCAUCCGCAGGGCCUGCAUCAGCAUCGUGGAGUGGAAGCCGUUUGAGAUCAUCAUCCUGAUGACCAUCUUCGCUAACUGUGUGGCCUUAGCCGUCUACAUCCCCUUCCCCGAGGAUGACUCGAACGCCACCAACUCCAAUCUUGAGCGCGUGGAGUACUUGUUCCUCAUCAUCUUCACAGUGGAGGCAUUUCUGAAGGUGAUAGCCUACGGCCUGCUCUUCCACCCAAACGCCUACCUGAGAAAUGGCUGGAAUCUGCUAGACUUCAUCAUUGUGGUUGUAGGGCUGUUUAGUGCUAUUUUGGAGCAGGCCACGAAGGGAGAUGGGGCCACUCCGAUUGGAGGGAAGGCGGCAGGCUUUGAUGUUAAAGCAUUGAGGGCCUUCAGAGUGCUAAGACCUCUCAGACUGGUCUCUGGAGUACCCAGUUUACAAGUGGUGUUGAACUCCAUAAUUAAAGCCAUGGUUCCUUUGCUCCACAUCGCACUCUUGGUCCUCUUCGUCAUCAUCAUCUAUGCCAUCAUAGGACUGGAGCUCUUCAUGGGCAAAAUGCACAAAACCUGUUAUUACCUCAAGGAGGGGCAAGAUGGUCCCCCUGCAGAGGAAAAGCCGGCCCCCUGUGCAUUCAACAUAGCCCACGGUCGGCACUGCGGUCAGAAUGGGACGCUGUGCAACGUGGGAUGGGACGGCCCCAACAACGGCAUCACCAACUUCGACAACUUCGCCUUCGCCAUGUUGACCGUGUUUCAGUGCAUAACCAUGGAGGGCUGGACAGAAGUUCUAUACUGGAUGCAGGAUGCUAUGGGCUAUGAGCUGCCAUGGGUCUAUUUUGUCUCUCUCGUCAUCUUUGGCUCCUUUUUCGUUCUCAAUCUCGUUCUGGGGGUGUUGAGCGGAGAGUUCUCUAAGGAGAGGGAGAAGGCCAAGGCCCGUGGAGACUUUCAGAAACUCAGAGAAAAACAACAACUGGAGGAGGAUCUCAAGGGCUAUCUAGACUGGAUCACUCAGGCUGAAGACAUUGACCCAGAAAAUGAGGAGGAAGGCCUGGAUGAUGACAAACCAAGAAACCUGAGCAUGCCUGCCAGUGAGAAUGAAUCUGUGAACACAGACAACGUCCCUGGAGGAGAUGUGGAGGGGGAGACCUGCUGUACGCGGCUUGCAAAUAGGAUCUCCAAAUCCAAGUUCAGUCGCUACUCUCGAAGGUGGAACAGGCUGUGUCGGAGGAAGUGUCGGGCAGCAGUCAAAUCCCAGGUUUUCUACUGGCUCGUCAUCUUCCUGGUUUUCCUGAACACUCUGACCAUUGCCUCUGAGCACCACAAGCAGCCUCACUGGUUGACUGAUGUACAAGACAUAGCGAACAAGGUGUUGCUGGCUCUCUUUACUGGGGAAAUGCUAUUGAAGAUGUACAGUCUGGGCCUACAGGCGUACUUUGUGUCGCUCUUCAAUCGCUUUGACAGCUUUGUGGUGUGCGGAGGAAUCUUGGAGACCAUUUUGGUGGAGACGAAGAUCAUGUCUCCACUGGGAAUCUCGGUGCUGCGCUGUGUGCGCUUGCUGCGAAUCUUCAAAAUAACCAGAUACUGGAACUCCCUCUCCAACCUGGUGGCGUCCCUGCUAAACUCUGUUCGCUCCAUUGCGUCCCUGCUGCUCCUGCUCUUCCUCUUCAUCAUCAUCUUCUCCUUGCUCGGCAUGCAGCUUUUUGGGGGAAAGUUCAACUUUGACGAGACGCGACGCAGCACUUUCGACAACUUCCCCCAGUCCUUACUCACUGUGUUUCAGAUCCUAACAGGAGAGGACUGGAACUUAGUGAUGUACGAUGGCAUCAUGGCGUACGGUGGGCCGUCCUUCCCAGGCAUGCUUGUCUGUAUUUAUUUCAUCAUCCUCUUCAUCUGUGGAAACUACAUCCUACUCAAUGUCUUCUUGGCCAUUGCCGUGGAUAAUCUGGCAGACGCCGAAAGCUUGACCUCUGCCCAAAAAGAGGAAGAAGAGGAGAAAGAGAGGAAGAAACUGGCCAGGACGGCCAGUCCAGAGAAGCGCCAUGACAAUGAGAAGCCUCCUCUGGAGGAGGAGAAGAAGGAGAAAAUAGAGCUUAAGUCCAUCACUUCUGAUGGAGAGACCAACACUGCCACUAAGAUAAACAUGGACGACUUCUGUGGAGAUGAGAGUGAAGAAAAGAAUCCAUACCCGGCCAACGACUACAUUGGAGAGGAUGAUGAAGAAGAACCAGAGAUGCCGGUGGGCCCCCGGCCGCGGCCCCUGUCUGACAUUCAGUUGAAAGAAAAGGCCGUUCCCAUGCCACAAGCCCGUGCAUUCUUUAUCUUCAGCCACACCAACAAAUUCAGGGUGCUGUGCCAUAAGAUUGUCAACCACAACAUAUUCACAAACCUCAUCCUCUUCUUCAUCCUGCUCAGCAGCAUUAGUCUGGCAGCAGAGGACCCAGUGAAGAACGACUCCUUCAGAAACCAGAUCCUGGGCUAUGCAGAUCAUGUAUUCACUGGACUCUUCACCAUAGAGAUUAUCCUGAAGAUGACUGCAUAUGGAGCAUUCCUUCAUAAAGGUUCAUUCUGUAGGAACUAUUUCAACAUUCUGGACCUGGUGGUGGUCAGCGUGUCUCUCAUCUCCUCUGGAAUACACCUAGACUACACGACGUCGAGUGCCAUCAACGUGGUGAAGAUUCUGAGAGUCCUCAGGGUGCUGAGGCCACUGAGGGCCAUAAACAGAGCCAAGGGACUCAAGCACGUGGUGCAGUGUGUGUUUGUGGCCAUUAGGACCAUUGGCAACAUAGUCAUUGUCACCUCACUGCUGCAGUUCAUGUUUGCCUGUAUAGGAGUUCAACUCUUCAAGGGAAAGUUAUUCUCCUGCAAUGACAAGUCAAAACAGACGGAGGCAGAGUGCAAGGGUUCGUACAUUCUGUAUAAGGACGGUGAUGUGGGAAAACCAGAGAAGGCCAAGAGAAAAUGGGAAAACAGCGACUUUAACUUUGAUGACGUCCUGCAAGGCAUGAUGGCACUUUUUGCCGUGUCCACCUUUGAGGGCUGGCCUGGGUUGUUGUACCGAGCCAUAGACUCCCAUGCGGAGGACAUCGGUCCCAUCCACAACUACCGUGUAGUCAUCUCCAUCUUUUUCAUCAUUUACAUCAUCAUUAUCGCCUUCUUCAUGAUGAACAUCUUCGUCGGUUUCGUCAUCGUCACAUUCCAGGAGCAGGGAGAGCAAGAGUACAAAAACUGUGAGCUGGAUAAGAACCAGCGUCAGUGUGUGGAGUACGCCCUAAAGGCACGGCCUCUGCGUCGCUACAUUCCCAAGAACCCCUACCAGUACAAGGUGUGGUAUGUGGUCAACUCUACCUACUUUGAGUACCUGAUGUUCACGCUCAUCCUUCUCAACACCAUCUGCCUGGCCAUGCAGCACCAUGGUCAGACUUCUGGAUUCAACGAAGCCAUGAACAUCCUCAACAUGCUCUUCACAGGACUGUUCACCGUGGAGAUGAUCCUCAAACUCAUCGCCUUUAAACCAAGGGGGUACUUUAGUGAUCCCUGGAAUGUGUUUGAUUUCCUCAUCGUAAUUGGCAGCAUAAUAGACGUCAUUCUCAGUGAGAUCAACCAUUAUUUUGUUGAUGCAUGGAACACAUUUGAUGCCUUGAUAGUUGUGGGUAGCAUUGUUGACAUAGCGAUCACUGAGGUUAACCCAGCUGACUCCUCCUCGUCUUCGUCCGCGUCCUCUUCGUCAUCCUCCUCCUCUUCCUCCUCUCACCCCCCUGCGGUAAGACAAAUGGGACUGCAGAACUCUGAAGAGAGCGCCAGGAUCUCCAUCACCUUCUUCCGGCUGUUCCGCGUGAUGAGGCUGGUGAAGCUGCUGUCUCGCGGGGAAGGGAUUCGGACCCUGCUGUGGACCUUCAUCAAAUCUUUCCAAGCUCUGCCCUACGUAGCUCUGCUUAUAGUGAUGCUAUUCUUCAUAUACGCUGUCAUCGGGAUGCAGAUGUUUGGUAAGAUAGCACUGCAGGACAACACAGAGAUCAACAGGAACAACAACUUCCAGACCUUCCCGCAGGCUGUUCUGCUGCUUUUCAGAUGUGCGACAGGCGAGGCAUGGCAGGAGAUCAUGCUAGCAUGCGCGCCAAGGCAGACAUGUGAGAGAGGGUCGACCAAUGAGAACAGCUCAUCCACUGAGGAAUGCGGCAGUCAGUUCGCCAUCAUUUACUUUGUCAGCUUCUACAUGCUCUGUGCCUUCCUGAUCAUCAACCUUUUUGUGGCUGUCAUCAUGGACAAUUUUGACUAUUUGACACGUGACUGGUCGAUUCUGGGGCCACAUCACCUGGAUGAGUUUAAGAGAAUCUGGGCUGAGUACGACCCGGAAGCCAAGGGCAGGAUAAAGCAUCUGGAUGUUGUGACGCUACUACGCAGAAUCCAACCUCCCCUUGGCUUUGGAAAGCUCUGUCCACACAGAGUGGCCUGCAAGCGUCUCGUGUCAAUGAACAUGCCCCUAAACAGUGAUGGGACAGUAAUGUUCAAUGCCACAUUGUUUGCCUUGGUCAGAACUGCACUCAGGAUUAAGACAGAAGGUAACCUUGAGCAGGCUAAUGAGGAAUUGAGAGCCAUAGUGAAGAAGAUCUGGAAGAGGACCAGCAUGAAACUUUUGGACCAAGUAGUGCCCCCUGCUGGAGAUGAUGAGGUAACAGUUGGGAAGUUCUACGCCACGUUCCUCAUCCAGGAAUAUUUCCGAAAGUUCAAGAAAAGGAAGGAGCAGGGGCUGGUGGCCAAGGUGCCCCCCAAGACUGCCCUCUCUCUGCAGGCGGGCCUGCGGACACUCCAUGACAUCGGUCCAGAGAUUCGUAGAGCCAUCUCGGGAGACUUGACCGUGGAGGAGGAGCUAGAUAAGGGCAUGAAGGAGCCUGUAUCGGCCGCAUCAGAGGAUGAUAUCUUCAGGGUAAAGCGGACGGGCGGUUUGUUCGGCAACCACGUCAACUACUACAACCAGAGCGACGGCCGCAGCUCCUUCCCACAGUCCUUCACGACCCAGCGUCCGCUGCACAUCAGCCAGAAGGGGUCACCAUGCGAGGACGAGAGCCCGUCCCACGAGAAGCUCAUGGACUCUACCACCUUCACCCCUUCAUCUUACUCCUCUUCGGGCUCUAACGCCAACAUCAACAAUGCCAACAACACGGGCAUGGGUGGGGUGGUGUCCCAGGGGCAGGGAGGGGGCAUCAGUCGAUUCCCAAGCCCAUCCAUAAGCACUGUGGACGGGCACACAGGCCAGCCACUGACCCCUAUCCUGCUGCCCCAAUCUGCAUGGUGCUUCCCUCCUAAGAGGACGUGUUUUUAUGACACCCUCAUGCGCUCGGAUUCGAGUGACAGCCGUUUGCCAAUCAUCCGGCGAGGAGAAGGAUCAAUGGAGGAGACCUACGAUGAGAGCUACUGCGAUGAAAGAGAGUACCACGAAGACGACCACUCGCUCUCCUCUGACAUGCUGGUGUAUCAUGAUGAAAAGUGUAAGCAGUUGUCUCCUAUGGAGGAGGCGGAGGAAGUACAGGAGAGAAGAGGAGGAGGAGGGUGGCAGUCUCCCAGAAGAGUCUUCCUCUGCCCCACUUCCUUGGGGCGGCGGUCAUCCUUCCAUCUGGAGUGCCUGAGGAGACAGACAAAGACAGACGUCUCCCAGAAUACAGCACUACCGCUACACCUGGUCCAUCAUCAGGCUCUGGCAGUUGCAGGGUUGAGUCCUCUGCUAAGAAGGAGUCACUCCCCUACUCUUUUUAGUCGACUGUGCUCCACACCUCCAGCCAGUCCUACAGCCCAUGGUGGUCAUGCCUUCUACCAGCAUGUGCCCUCCCUGAGGCUAGAGGGCACCAACUCUCAUGAAAAGCUUAAUAGCAGCCUGCCCUCUGUCAACUGUGGCCCAUGGUACAGUGACAGUAAUGGGAACAGCCCUGUGCCCAGCCCCAGCCCCACCCCCAGCAUGUCAGCAUCCAAUCAGAGAACUUCGCGGCCGGUGUCACUCACAGUUGCCUCACUACUGGGUCAAGAACCCGGCUCGCUGGCUCAUGGCAGCGCAGGCAGUCUGGUGGAGGCGGUGCUAAUAUCGGAGGGCCUGGGUCGUUUUGCCCAGGACCCUUCUUUCAUUGAGGCCACCAAAGCUGAGCUGGCCGACGCCUGCGACAUGACCAUCGAGGAGAUGGAGCACGCCGCUGACAACAUCCUGAAUGGCAACACCACCUCCUCCACCUCCCAGCACAGCUCCAACGGGAACCUCCUCCCCUUUCACACGGCGGCAGCCCUGCACAGGGACCACGUCGCUGGUCUGAGUCUCAGCGAGGGAGGAGAGGCAGGGGGUGGUGGGGGUGCAGUCCACGGGCCCUCCUCAGUGGAGGAGCGGGAGGAGCUGCUAGGAGGGGGGAGAGGAGGCGUGGAAGUGGAGGAGGAAGGGGGAGGAAGGGAUGAGGGGCACCACAGAAGCUCCAUUGUGAUUGGAGGAGGGAGGCAGAGGAACAGCAGGCCACUGGAGGACGAAGAUAUGGAGUGUGUGACGAGUUUGUAGGGGUCAACUUGAUGGCUGUGAUUGGUCGACAGGCCCAUCUGAUAUCAUCAGAGACUGACACAUGUCAGCGCUGGGUUAGCAGCUCUACGGCUGCCUCUGUGUGUCCCUACCCCGCAAACACACACACACAAACACAUACUUACUUAUACACACACACACUGAAACACACACUUUUUGCCCCCGACGGGUAAAUUCUUUUUAGAAAAUGGCGGCCAGCGACAGAGACGUUAACACUUGAACUGAUUACGAUGAUUUCACUGGUUUUAUUUUAGUAUGUGUGUUUGAAUGUCUGGGAGUUUGUGUACUGCAGUAUAUCAUACAAUACACUAUUAUUAUAUGUGAGUAUGUGUGUGUGUGUGCAUUCUAUGAUUCUCUGUGAAUGUAUGUGCGUGCAUGCAUGUGUGUGUGUGUGUGCGCGCGCGCACGCGUG